Molecule: messenger RNA, 1098 nt
Organism: Mucor velutinosus
Lineage: Eukaryota; Fungi; Mucoromycota; Mucoromycetes; Mucorales; Mucoraceae
Exons: 1
Coding region: 1-1098 (365 amino acids)
Biological process (GO): positive regulation of transcription by RNA polymerase II
Cellular component (GO): nucleus
Molecular function (GO): DNA-binding transcription factor activity, RNA polymerase II-specific; zinc ion binding; sequence-specific DNA binding
Source: RefSeq, a predicted model, not a curated record
AUGGUUGAUGGAGAUAAAACCAGACGCAAAAGACUCAAGGUCGUCAGUGCAUGCGGAGAAUGCCGCCGGAAAAAGACCAAAUGUAACGGGGAAAAGCCUUGCGCAGGCUGUUUAAAGGCUCAUGUAGAAUGUAAAUAUGUUACUUCCCAAAAGACAUCAGCAUCUGCUAUCACGGCUGCUAAUGCCACUGCAUCUGCUGCUAAUGCCACUACGACACUCAGUGCUCCUGUGUCCAACACCUCCACCAAGACGGCCAAUACAGCCAAAUCACAAAAGAUGAUCCAUCCGCCAACUAUAGAGACUUCACAUGAACACACCAUGUUGAACAAUGCAUCAUUAUUGACAUCAGCAGCAUCCACAGCGCCAUCCUCUUCCACAUCCACAUCUACGCUUCAUAGCCAUCCGACAGCCAGCUCCAUCGAGUCAAUUGAAGAGCGCCUAGGUACAAUCGAAAACAUCUUGCGGGCACUGCUCGGUUCCGGUAAAAACAAACAUUUGUUACAAGGUUUCCACCCUCAGCAACAACAACAACAACAACAAAGAUCGGAAUCAAGCGUCUAUAUGGACCCGAAGCCUCCUCAUUACUAUGGCCAUCACCCACACUAUCAUUCCGAUGUGUCCUCCUCCUCCAACACAUCAACAUCUUCUUCUUCAUGCGGGGAUAUGUAUUCUUCUCCUCAUUUAGUGCAUGCUCCUCAUAUCCAAAAUAGGCCUAAACCACGGGAAAAGAGGCAACGGCAUGAAGAGGAUGAGGAAGGUAUGACAGAAAAUAAAAGAUUAAAUGUUCGGGAUGACUUCGGUCAUGGGGAUCGUCAGCAUCAGCAGCAUCCACAUCCUUACUCGAAAUUGCAACUGGCUCCAAUCAAGAUUAUAAAUCACACACCCGGGACACCUACGACCAGUAUCCGUAACCUGCUUAAUGAGCAGACAGACGAGGACCAGCAUCUAAAGAAAAAGCCUCGAUGGUAUCCAACAUCUGCCUCAUCUACAUCCACUUCCACUACAAACUCUGCAUUUUACCGAAUGUCAUCAUUACCUCGCAAUGAGAUUAUCAACAGUAAUAAUUCUGCAACGACUGCAGCUGGCAAUUUUACCUGA